Molecule: messenger RNA, 1091 nt
Organism: Austrofundulus limnaeus
Lineage: Eukaryota; Metazoa; Chordata; Actinopteri; Cyprinodontiformes; Rivulidae
Gene: nudt2
Product: nudix (nucleoside diphosphate linked moiety X)-type motif 2
Exons: 3
Coding region: 150-593 (147 amino acids)
Biological process (GO): AMP biosynthetic process; ATP biosynthetic process
Molecular function (GO): bis(5'-nucleosyl)-tetraphosphatase (asymmetrical) activity
Source: RefSeq, a predicted model, not a curated record
UCUGCUGAGAACUACUUCCAUUGAAUUCUCUGUAGAUCGGAACUACGUGUGUCGGUCUUUAACUGGGUCGGACCUUUUUAUCGGUGCACAUCCGAGCGUUCAACUUCCUUCUCCUCUCAUUGAAGCAGAUUUAUUAAAACAAACAGAAGAUGGCUCUGCGAGCUUGUGGGCUGAUAGUGUUCCGCCGCCUUGUUGGCAGCAUUCCACCGCCAGACAACGUGGUGUAUCUCCUCCUGCAGACUUCUUAUGGAGACCACCACUGGACCCCACCCAAAGGUCAUGUGGACCCAGGUGAGGACGACUUGACCACGGCCCUGAGAGAGACCAAAGAGGAGGCGGGUCUAGGGGAGGAGCAUCUGCAAGUGCUAACCGGUUUUGUGAAAAAGCUGCAGUACGAGGUCCGCGGCAGACCCAAAGAGGUGCUGUACUGGCUGGCCGAGCUGAGAGACCCGGGAACAGCGGUGACGCUGUCCAACGAGCACCAGGACUUCCGCUGGGCCCAGCUGGAGGAGGCCUGCGCUCUGGCCCGGUACAAAGACCUGCAGGAAACCCUGAGAGCAGCUCACAGACACUUAGAGGCUCAGCAGGACUGACGUGUCAGAAAGUCGUCUUAAAAAGACACAAUUCAUUGGAAGUACUGCUUUGGAUUUACAUACAAUAUACCACUGCACCACAAUCAUCAGGGUGUCGUGGCUUUGUGUCAUGUUAGCAAAAUAUCUUGUGAACCAGUCGACAGAUUUUAAUGAAACUCUGAAAGAGUGACAAUAUGCAUUUCUUCAAGGAAUGCUAAACCUGUCAUCAUCAUCAGUUUUUACUGUUUAUGUAAAUGAUUUACGGAGUGGUCUUAUUCAUUUAUGGACAACAUGGACUAACGUGAGUACUUGAAUCUUAGUCACUUGUAAUAUAAUCAAACGUAGAAACAAUAUUUAUUAGAGUGGAAGUUAUUUGAAAUAUGCCAAACACAAAACUAAGUGGAGAAAAUCUAUUGGUACUUAAUGUGUAAAAACAUGAGGAAACUGUUUUAUUUGGUGUAAAUUUGUCAUUCAGAUCCUGUAAUAAAUUCUUAGUUCACUAAAUGUGAAUAGAAAAUA